Molecule: messenger RNA, 1611 nt
Organism: Chanos chanos (milkfish)
Lineage: Eukaryota; Metazoa; Chordata; Actinopteri; Gonorynchiformes; Chanidae
Product: tyrosinase-like
Exons: 5
Coding region: 1-1611 (536 amino acids)
Biological process (GO): melanin biosynthetic process; pigmentation
Molecular function (GO): tyrosinase activity
Source: RefSeq, a predicted model, not a curated record
AUGCGGUCAAUAGCUCUCUUGAUUUUUUUUAUUCAAGUUCUACGACCAACACGUCAACAAUUUCCACGAGCUUGCACGACCACGGAGAGCCUACGUUCGAAGGAAUGCUGUCCUGUAUGGGAGGGCGACGGGUCAGUCUGCGGUAUGCUCAGCGGGAGAGGAGCUUGCCUGGAUGUUAUUAUAUCGGAGCAGCCUAACGGGCCACAGUACCCUUUUUCGGGCGUAGAUGACAGAGAGCGAUGGCCAAUGGUAUUUUACAAUCGUACUUGCCAUUGUCUCCCCAACUUCAUGGGUUUCAAUUGUGGGGAGUGCAAUUUCGGUUACUUCGGUCCAAACUGCACAGACCGGAGGGAAUCCGUCAGGUUAAACAUUUUCCAGUUGUCCCCAACGGAAAGACAAAAAUUAAUCUCUUACCUGAACCUAGCCAAAAACACAGUUAGUAACGAUUACGUAAUUGCAACUGGUACAUUCGAGGAAAUGAACAACAGCACAAAUCCAAUGUUUGUGAACGUCACUGUCUAUGACUUAUUCGUAUGGAUGCAUUACUAUGUGUCCCGGAGCGCGUUGCUUGGGGGUCCAAACAAUGUGUGGCAAAACGUGGAUUUUGCGCACUGGGGCCCGGCUUUUUUACCAUGGCAUAGAGUAUAUUUGUUGCGAUGGGAACACGAAAUACGGAAACUAACGGGAGACUUCAGUUUCACCAUUCCAUACUGGGACUGGAGAGACGCAGAGGGCUGUGACGUGUGCACUGACGAUCUGAUGGGUAGUCAAAGCCCGCUGAAUCCUAACUUGCUUAGCUCAGCAUCCGUAUUUUCCUCCUGGAAGGUCAUUUGUUCCAGAGCACCAGAAUACAACAGGUUGGGUGUUCUUUGUGAUGGGAAAGAGGAGGGGCCCUUACUGCGUAACCCUGGAAACCAUGACCAUAAUUUGGUGAACUGGUUGCCCACUUCUGAUGAAGUGGAGUUUACAAUAAAUCUGUCACAGUAUGACACAGGACCAAUGGAUCGCAGUGCCAACAUGAGCUUUCGGAACGUUCUGGAAGGCUCAGGAAGCCCUCGGACGGGACUGGGUAACAGUCCUGUGCGAGGGAUGCAUGCGGCUCUGCAUGUUUUCAUGAACGGAUCCAUGACCUCGGUGCAGGGAUCAGCCAACGAUCCGAUCUUCCUCCUGCACCAUACCUUCGUCGACAGUAUCUACGAGCAAUGGUUGAGAAGACAUGGCCCUGCACAGUCCCAGUACCCCACCGCCAACGCUCCCAUUGGACACAACAGCGACCUUUACAUGGUACCGUUCAUUCCCCUAUACAGAAACGGAGACUACUUCAUCUCUAGCAAAGAGCUUGGCUAUGAAUACUUCUACCUGCUAGAUCCUGGCCAGCAGUUUGUAGAGGGUGUGAGGUCAUACCUGAUGGAAGUGAGACAGAUUUGGCCUUGGCUUCUGGUGGCAGGCAUCAUGGGAGCUCUCGUCACCGGAGUUCUGGCUGCUGCUCUGGUUAAAGUUUGCUCUUGGCCACUGAGAGAGAAGCUGCCCUUUCAGACUGAGAGACAACCACUUAUCAUGGCCGGUGACACAGAGGGCUCUGCAGUGUCCUAUCACGCCACAGGAUCAUGA